Messenger RNA from Prunus armeniaca (apricot), 831 nucleotides. The record is from the annotation of a GenBank genome assembly. Lineage: Eukaryota; Viridiplantae; Streptophyta; Magnoliopsida; Rosales; Rosaceae.
AUGGGGAAGAAGAGGGCUUUAAUCCUCUCGUUAGCAUUGGGAUUGUUUGUUUUUUGUGUUAGUGCAGCAGAACAUUACCAUGUGAAUGCUAGAACUAAACGAAUUUCUUUGGAAGUUCAUAAGAAGUUGAAGCUUUUGAAUAAGCGUGGCGUGAAGACUAUCAAGAGUGAGGAUGGAGAUAUCAUUGACUGUGUUGACAUCUACAAACAGCCUGCUUUUGAUCAUCCGGCAUUGCGCAACCACAAAAUUCAGAUGAGACCCAGUAGUCAUGUACAAAAUGAUCAUAAUUCUUCUCAGCUGGUAUCUCAAAUUUGGCAAAGGAGUGGAAGCUGUCCAGACGGAACCAUUCCCAUUCGGAGAAUUCGAAAGCAAGAUUUAUUGAGAGCUACUUCACUUGAAAACUUUGGGAAGAAAAUGCCAGUGCAUUCUUCCUACUCCCCCACAGAUGACAAAGGCACUGUGUACAUCAACAGCAACCGAGUCGAACUCGGGCCUCAAGUCAAUCGUUCAGCUGCUAUCCUGUUAACUACUGGAUACAAUUAUAUUGGUGCUCAAGGAGAUAUAAAUAUUUGGACUCCAAGAGUUGAAUCACCAGAUGAGUUCACUACUGCUCAAAUCUGGCUUAAGAAUGGACCUGGAGAGGCUUUUGAAAGUGUAGAAUCAGGCUGGGUGGUAAACCCAAAGGUAUAUGGUAAUGGAGCAACUCGACUUUUUGUAUAUUGGACUAAGGACUCAUACAAAUCAUCAGGUUGCUUGAUCUCACCUGCCAGGAUUUGUGCAAACCAACAAAGACAUAGCCCUCGGUAUGGUCCUUGGACUUGUAUCAUCUAA